This is a messenger RNA of Dicentrarchus labrax (European seabass), 6618 nucleotides long. Its product is annotated as rap1 GTPase-GDP dissociation stimulator 1-B. Gene Ontology annotation, molecular function: protein binding; guanyl-nucleotide exchange factor activity. Gene Ontology annotation, biological process: positive regulation of GTPase activity. Lineage: Eukaryota; Metazoa; Chordata; Actinopteri; Moronidae. The transcript has 14 exons. The record is from RefSeq and is a predicted model, not a curated record. Bases 272 to 1954 code for a protein of 560 amino acids. Gene Ontology annotation, cellular component: cytosol.
AUAGAGAUAGAGAGAUUUAUAUAUAGAGAGGGAGAGGGAAGGAGAGAGUUGGAUAAUGGGAUUGAGGGAGCGAGAGCAAGGAGUAGAGAGAAGCAGACAGACAGAGUGAGAGACUGAGUUGGGGUACACCUGACCUUAAGGAGGGAGGGUAGCUCCUCUGCUAGCCACACACAUUUGCACGCGCGCACACACACACACACACACACACACACACACAUAUAGUGCUUACAGGCAGUGAGGCAGCCAGUAGAGAGCCUGCCGAGCAGCAGCCAUGACAGACACCGACUCCCUGAGUGAGGCUCUAAAGGCGAUCAGUGUAAGCACAGAGCUGAUUGUGGAGGAGCUCAAGCCUCAUUUGGACACAGUGCUGGCUGCUCUGCUGGAGAAGAAGAAAGAUGCUGCUGUUGAAGUUGCCAGAAGUGGGAUUCUACCCACGCUGGCUCAGGCCUUACGGGGUAAAAGCAGCCUGAGCUGCCAGGUGGCUCUGGUGGUGGCAGAGAUGGCCCGAGAAGCUGCAGUCAGGGAGCCAUGCAUUGAGGCGGGCCUGGUGAAGGUGCUGGUUCCCCACCUGAACAGCAAUGACCAGGAGAUGCUGCUGAACACCGGCAGGGCUAUUGGACGCAUCUGCUUCGACAACUCAUACCAACAGGACCAGUUAGUCCAGAGUGGAGUAAUCCCCAGACUGGUGUCCAUAAUAAGGGAGUAUCCAGAGAACGACCCCCUUGUCAACGUCUGCCUGCUGGCCCUCUGUAACCUGGCUGACAUGGACUCUGCGCGGGACGCCCUGGCGGAGCAGGACGUGGCAGAUGUAUUGACGUUUCAACUGAAACGGGCGCCUGAUGCCGAACGCCGUCACGUCAUCCUGGAGAUUCUGGGCUCACUGGGCGAGAGUGAUACACUGAAGCUGCAGUUUGCAGAGUCAGGAGUGCCAGAGGCUUUAUCUGGGAUGAUUCGGGGUCUGCAGGGAGGCUCUGACCCCCACGACCUGUGCAGCAUCAAAAUCGCCUCUAACCUCAUAGUGUCUCUACUUUUAGGAGAUGAGUCAAUGCAGAAAUGUUUCGGCGAGGGAACAGGUCUGGUGUAUCAGGAUGUCCUGUCCUGGCUGCAGAGCUCCAACACCCAGCUGCAGCUGUCCGGAGCUCUGGCCAUCGCCAACUUCGCCAGGAAUGACAGCAACUGUGUAAAGAUGCUGGACCUCGGUGUGGUUCCUCACAUCCUGACCCUGCUGGAGCAGCAUGUUGAUGAGGGAGACGUGUCUGUCCAACAUGCUGGACUGAGCGCACUCAGAAACCUGGCCAUUCCUGCCACCAACAAAGUGCGGAUGCUGGAGGACGGGGUGACUGAGAGGAUAAAGACCCUGCUGCGCUCCGACAUGCCGCCGGUUCAGUUCAAGCUUCUGGGUACGCUGCGCAUGAUGGUGGAUGGACAAGAGGAGGCCGCCUUGGUGUUGGGGAGAGAUGCUGAGCUUCUGGCUCGAGUCAUGGAGUGGUGCGAAGCCAAAGACCACGCAGGGGUGAGAGGAGAAGCCAGUCGCCUAUUGGCUGCCUUCAUCAGACACAGCCGCAACCCUGAAGUUGUCAAGGCUGUGGCCAAAGCAGAUGGGGUUCGGCACCUUAUCUCCAUGGCAACGAGUGAGCACGUCAUCAUGCAGAAUGAGGCCCUAGUUGCCCUGGCGAUAGCAUCUGCCAUUGACAUCGAAUCUAUGAAGGGCCCGUUCAGUGAUGCGGAGCUGUUGCCCAUGCUGAAGAAGAUGUUGGAGGAUCCUGUAGGGGCGGUCGAAGUCAAGUUCAGCGCUUUAGGUCUCAUCUGCAGCCUGGCUAACUCCAGCGUGAUGAAGGAGGAGUUGAACUCUGUGAAUAUGAAGGAGAGCCUCUGUAAACUGACAGAUCACAGCAGCAGUAAACUUGCCUCGCAGGCCAGCUCCAUACUGGCCAUCCUCGGUGACGCCAGCUAAAGCCGCAUGGAGCGACAAAGGAUCUCAUCUGCUGUAUGGAUUUAUCCAGCUUAUUCAAUGGCAUACUUUAAUUCAAACGAUCUCACUGCACAGACCCUGCUACAUAUUUAACUGGCUUCUAAAAAAUGCAACAACAAUUACUAAUUAAAGACAAGCAAGACUAAGACUCUGUGUCCCCAGUAGCAGCCCCCAGUGGCUGCAGUGUUCACAGAAGGAAUAAAGAACAUAAGUGAUAGAUUUUCAUGUUUUAAAGCCUUACCAAAAGUCAGGCUGAAAGUGUAACAUUUGGUGUGAAUAUUGGCUGACAAGGGAAGACUACGAGGUGAUUAAAACCAAAGGGGUUACUUCAGUCAGGAGCUGAGUCAUGUGCUCAACAUUUUCUAUGGUAAUCUACUAGAUAUGUGAUCAUCCCAAGAUCCUAUGUGACAAGUUGAUAUUUUGGACUGAGGGUGGAGCUAGAGGAAAGUUCACAGAGUGUACACAAUUGUUUCUGGGAAUGUACUAUUUUAUGGUAAAUUGUCUAUUAGAUUUGGACAUUUCUUGUAUCCAAAGUGGUUGGUAGUGGCAGUAGAGUUAGUGCCAUUUGACAAUGGCACUAAAAGGGAAAGUCAAGCCAAAUACAUUCACAUUAUUCUGUGGAGAUUAUAAAUAUCUGUACCAAAUUUCAAUGUCAUCUGACCAAUAGUAGUUGGUGGUAUCUUGGACUAAAGUGGUGGGUGGGGGAACAGAUGAAUUGACAUCACCUUCUUUGGGCUCCCAAGUAAAGUGUCAAAAUAUUAGGCCAAGUGAUUUAUUCUUAUGAUGAUGAUGAUUUAUCCAAAAAAAUCUUGCAAGGCGUGGAAUAAAAGUAUAAUUUCUCCUGCAUAGUAAAAUUUUCACAAAACAAGUGACAUAAAGUUUUAGGAUUGUUUAUUUUGAAUUAAUUUAAGUGUAACCACCACAGUUACAAAUAAAAUAAUUGGCUAAGAUUGUUGGUAUAAAACGUAACAUAUAGUACUUUGGGCUUGCUUACUCAGUAUCUUUGCAGAUACAUGAUGUAAAAUGUCCUUUGAGACUGAGCAAACCUGGUCUGGGUGACCAAAGACUUCUUCCAUCACCAGAAUCUUUACAUAACCAGCUCAUCGACCAGCAUCAAAGCACUUUAAACCAGUCUGUCCAGUCUAACCUUUCUAAAAAUUUAAUUUGCUGAAACUUUCACUAUAUCCUGACAGUAGUACAUGAGACAGAUAAUCUGACAAUCAGAUUGAACGUUUUUGGCGAAUAUGACAUAAAAGUUACCUAGUGCAGCUUUAAAUCAUCAUUUUCAUUCCAAAUCCAAACAAAACUAUUAAUGGAGCCACAUUAACAAGCAAUAAAGCUAUCUGAAUGCAAUGAUCUAGUCUUAGAACCUUUGUAGGGCAGCAGAUGUUGUCUCUCUCAAACAGUCCUGAGCUUCUCCACUAAAAGUUGUUCUGUCGGCAAUGUCUAAAUUAAUAUUUGUAUCAUGUCAUUGUGGUAACAGGUGUACAUACAAUCGUAAACACAGUUUAAGGUAUAAGCAAAACCUUAAUUGGCAGCCCUAACUAAAGCUGCUCUUUGCAUCUGCACGUGUCAGACUGACACUUAUGUCACGAUUAUCUCAUAUAUGAUGGAUGGUAGAGGUUAGAAAGAUUCUCAUGUUUUAGACUCGCAAGCAUUUGGGUCAUGAGACGACUCAAGACUACGGAGGCCCUAAAUGCUCAUUGAUUCAAACUUUUUUGCUGUCGUUCUAUCUCAAGAUCCUGAGUUGAAAUUUACAUAGGGAUAACAAACCUUGUUUUCUCGUGAUAAACGGUUCAUUUAUCACGUUAUCUUGAGAAAAUAAAACACAGAUUUUUCAAGAUAAUACUGACCUUAUAAGAUUCAUUAAACUGGACCGUGACUUAUACACACAUCUGCUGCACUUAAUCCAAUCCUUGUGCUUCCUUUUUUGACAUUGAUUAGUGUAUUUCUGUAGGCUGCUACUUUACAAUAAUUAUCCAUAAUGUAAAUUCACUCAUAUCAAAUCAAAUGAAAACGUCCUUACAGCAAUUGGCAAAAGUUCAUAAAAAGUCAAUUUUGUUUGCUUUGACACUCCCAGCACACAGAGCAGUGUGUAUAUAUCCUGGUCCACUCUUAUGAAUCUCAUGAAGUAUUUAUUAUGUUCUUACGUCAUGUAUUCAGCCUUUUGUUUUCUCAACAUAACGAGACAAGUUAACCCAAAACCACGGGAAAUUUCUGCUUUGUUAAAAAAUAAUUAACUUGUGAUCUUGAAAUAAUAAAAAAAAUCUUUUAAUCUAUGUUUUUGGCUUCCGUACCGGAUGGCUGAAUUAAUAGUGUGAGGGAUACAAAUAUCGUGCUUAGACAAUGUAGCAUUCUAUCAAUUAAAUGUGGCUUUAGUUACAUUGAAUGAUUGACUUUGGGCUCUGUUAAGCAUAAAAAAAAAAAAAAAACACAUUUAAAAGACAGCAACACACAAGGGAAUCUUUCUCUGUCUAGCCUGAAGUCGUGUUCACGUUAUACUUGAAAUACCUGGCUGUUGCACAUGCAGAAUUAUUGAGGACAGUAGGAGAGUCUGUGGGAGUUAUAAUGUAUUGGCAAGAAAUUACUAAAUUACUAAUACUAAGUUCUAGUUUCUACUUAUUUGCAAAUUUUUAUAACCUAUUAUGAUCUGUUCUGGACGGAUGGAAUGACUUUUGUUAAGAGCUACCCUCUCACAGUGAGAUCAGUGGUUCCCAACCAAUUUCCUCUAGGGACCCCUUUUCUAUCCUCUAUUAAACUGACAAUACCUGACUAAGUGACAUAUUUUAUGGAUAUUUCAUAUUGUAUUCAAAACUGUACAAUGAACCCAAACAGUGAACUCAGUAACUGCAAGAAGUUUGUGUAAAAGCAGAGAUUUGGAUGAAUUUUGAGCAGAUUAUGUCCUGUUUAGGGAACUUUUUAUACAAUUCUCUGUCUGUAUAAUGCAUUUUUAAUAAUUUUUUAAUAAUCCAAAAUUAUUUUUUGGGCCUUUUAUUGUCUUUAUUUGAUAGUGAUAGCUGGAGAUAGAAAGGAAAGGGGGGGUAGAGAGAGGGGAUGACAUGCAGCAAAGGGCCAUGGGUCGGAUUCAAACUCUGGGCUGCUGCAGGACUCGGCCCAUGUUCACCAGCUCCAAAGUUAGCCAACUGGGCACCCCAGUAUUUUUAAUAAUUUUUAAUAAUCAUACAGACCGAACAGACUUAUUUUCUGACAAAUUCAGGGUUUUCUUGUCCCUGGCGUUUGGCCAUUGUUCUAUUAGAUAUACUACUUAACCUUUAUGUUUCUUCACAGAAGUGAACCACAUGCUGAGAUAUAGGCCUAUUGUGUAUAUUUUAUACGUUUUUUUUAUAAGUAUAUAAGUUUUCUAAAAUCAAGAAGGCCUCGCAACCCCCUAUGGAGCUUUGAAGACACCUAGUGGGGGUCCCGACCCCCAGAUUGGGAACCACUGACGUCCACUACAGAGUCUUGUUUUUUAAGUUACUCUUUAACUUUAUCUUUAAUCACAAUUCAAGCAUUAGCCUUUGUUUUCACUUGCAUGGUCGGGGAAGUGGGUCAGAAAUCUACUUGCUUGAAGUAAAUUUUUACUUGCCCCUUUACAAAAAGUUUUAUUUAUUAGAAGUGAUCAAAUACCAAAAAAAGACUAAAGUUAAUUGUCAUGUAUAAUCUGGGUCAGUCCCGUUCUUCUGUUGAAGAGCAAUCAAACUGGAGUACGCAUUGAACGGCUGCUUAUUUUUUGAAACACAAUAAAUUGAUCAGUUUUGCGAUUGCCUGCCUCGCCUCAGUAUUCGUAUUUCGUACUGGUACAUGCAAGGACCCAGAGGCACAUGCAACGUUUUUCAGAAACUUAAGGGGCCUUUGGAAAACACUGACUGGCUCCCACAGCUCGGGUUUUAAAUUACAAAAGAAAAUUACUUUCAGUACACAAUAAUAGAGGAGCUGCACACAAAAGCUGUUUUUCAGGGAACCUGCAGCCAUUUUAAUGAAAAUCUCUCUGAUAACCACAUCAAAGAUGGUGCCUAGACUUCUCUGAUGCAACUGUGCUUCCACCAGUAAGUACUUAUCAAAUGACAUAGGUGAAUGAUCAUGAUUAAGCAUAAAACAUUUUUUUCAAACUGUUAACUCAUCUUGCUGCAAUGAUUUUGUAAAGUCUACCUAAUUAGUCAUUUAGCAAAUUACUUGCACAUCUGGCUCCAGCAUUACAGCAAUAUCCACUGCUAGCAUUCCUCUGUAAAGGACGCUUCCUGUUUUAUCUUAUACAGCAAACAUAAAGGCAGCGGAAUCCUACAGGAGCACAAUGUGAAGAAGCCACAUGCACAACAUGCUGAACUGCAACCACUUGUAUAUACAUUAUACAAUCAUUCUAAGACAAUAAGUGUACAAUUCAGUGUGCAUAUGUAGUUGGGUAAUCAUGGGGAAAGGGUGAGCAUGUGUGUUCUAUACAACAUAAAGUGAAUAAUCUGGCUAUGGACAAGAGUCAGCAGUUUUGCUCUAAUGUUUCAUGUAAUGUCUGUACUGCCAUAUAUUAUGUAUGCAUAUAUCACUUGACAUUUGUGAACAAAUCUGUUUAUUUUUCAGGAAGGGAAUAUUUGACAUUUUCUGAGCUUUGCUCUAGAGAGAGCAGAAUAAAGUCAUGCAAUGUCUUCCCCCAA